This is a messenger RNA of Catharus ustulatus (Swainson's thrush), 2054 nucleotides long. It is a transcript of the gene CDA, whose product is annotated as cytidine deaminase. The coding region runs from base 860 to 1330 and encodes 156 amino acids. Gene Ontology annotation, molecular function: cytidine deaminase activity; zinc ion binding. Gene Ontology annotation, cellular component: cytosol. The record is from RefSeq and is a predicted model, not a curated record. NCBI's taxonomy places the organism in Eukaryota, Metazoa, Chordata, Aves, Passeriformes, Turdidae. The transcript is spliced from 5 exons.
GCUCCGGGGAACGAACGGCCCCUCCGGUGAACUCCCCCCGCCGGUGUACAGCCCCUCCGGUGACCUCCCCGCUCCGGUGAACGAACGGCCCCUGCGGUGUACGGACGGUCCCCGCCGGUGAACGGCCCCCACCAGCUCCGUGCGCGCCCGCUCCGUGCCCCGGCAGGGAGAAGAAGCCUCAAGCCCCUCAACCCCAUGCAGCAACCAGACCCUCAGCGCCGAAUCACACCGGCGUGAGGGAGUUUCAGCCCCAUCAGUAGCCACUGCCAAUCUGGACACUGCUCCCCAACAGCUACCCAGCAGCAAGAUUUGCUGGCAAAAUCAGCAGGUAAAGGUCCAAAACCUCCCAAAAUCCAACAAACUGGAUAAAAAUCCCAGUGAUAAAUCCCUGGGAACUGUGAAACCCAUCCUUGCAGUUAGAAAAUGGGGCAGGAAGCUCCUUGGGCAAGGGGAAAAAUAGAGAAAUCUUUAAUUAAGCAGCAAUUUGAUGAUCACCUGGGAGCCCUUUACCUUGUGUAGGCUGAUAUGUGUGGAAGCACCAGCCAAACUGAAUUUGGGCUCCAGCAUGAGAACAUCUCAAAAAGGGCUUUUGACCACCUGUAUCUUUGGCCAGUUUCCCCUUUUCCUGUAGUUACAAGACCUGGGAAAAUGUGAUAUAUACAGAUAUUAUUUUUUGUGCUUUCAGUCAUAGUAAUUUAUUUCUUUUGAUCAGGAGCUGUUGUUCCUUCCCCCCCAGGAAUGAUUUAAUGACAUUUUCCUGUGCAGCCACAGAACCAGUUUUGAACUGAGGAGGAAAAAAAACCUCUGGGACGGCGGCGGAAAAAUGCUCUGCCGGGACAGAGAAAGGAGGAAGUAAAUAAUGAAAACAAGAGAAAUUGGAAAAAACGAGGCAGCAGGCGGGGAGAGGAUGUGGGAAUCUCUGAGCACGAUGCUUCGGGGGCCAGGACUGCCCCUGAGGAUGCUUUGGGGGCCAGGACUGCCCCUGAGGAUGCUUCCCGGAGCUGAGCUGGGCGUUAUCCCGGCGUCCUGGCCAGCCUAUUUUCCAGGGUGCAACGUAGAGAACGCCUGCUACAGCCUGGGGGUGUGUGCCGAGCGCACUGCCAUCCAAAAAGCCAUCUCCGAGGGGCACACCAGCUUCAAAGCCAUGGCCAUCGCCAGUGACAUGGGGGACCAAUUCAUCACGCCCUGUGGUGCCUGCAGACAAGUGAUGAGAGAGUUUGGCACAGACUGGGAUGUCUACCUGACCAAAGCAGAUGGCACCUACAUUGUCAAGAGGCUGGAGGAGCUGCUGCCGCUCUCCUUUGGCCCUGAGGACCUGAAGAGGGUCUGAGCAGCAUGGCCACCACCAGCCUUUGCCCUUAGGCACAGGGGACAAUGGUUUUCCCCAAUUUCCUCAGCCUGUAAGCAACUUUUUGGAAAUAACACAGGGGGAAAUGUGUUUAUACUGUUAAGUUGCCUGUUCCUCUGGCUCAUCUUCUAAUUCAGUGUUGAUUUGCAGACUGCAGCUCCACCUUGCCCCAAGGAAAUGGAAAAAUCAAAUAAUAGAAAUUCCCUGUUAUUAGUAAAAAAAGCAUCCAGACAUCCCUGUAGGCAAGGGAGGGCAUGGGUUUGAUGCACAGCUCAAACAGGCUUUGGUACAGAAACCACUCCUGAAUAAUGCAAAAUAAUUGCUUGGGAAAGUGCUGGAUCCUUCAGCUCUAAAGAGAAGCGAAAGCAAGAAGGAAAAGGUCCAUCAACCCAGAAGUAAUUAGUAAUUAAUAAACCAAUCCAGAUUAGCUGGAUUGCUGGAACAGGAUGUUUAUCACACUGAGCGUGUCCUUUGCUCGUUUCUCCUCAGCUUGUUUUUCUUGCUUUUAUUCUUUUUGGGGUGAAGAAGAGGACAAGGUGUUUUUGGGGACUUCUGGAGGGUUUUGUGCCUCCAGGGUAAUGCCACUUGUUGAUCAAUAUUAUAUUGAUUUAUAAUACAAUGAUAAAUGAAUUUGUUACAUUUCCCAACCAGUGCUGGGUUGGGCAUUUCUGCCAUACCCAAGUGAAAUAAAAGCACUUCUGGUUUA